This is a messenger RNA of Fusarium venenatum, 396 nucleotides long. NCBI's taxonomy places the organism in Eukaryota, Fungi, Ascomycota, Sordariomycetes, Hypocreales, Nectriaceae. The record is from RefSeq and is a predicted model, not a curated record.
AUGACUGGUAUGAAUACGCAGGGAAUCUUUAAGUGCCAUUUGAGCUAUUCAGAGCUGGCGACUGUGUUUGAGGCCCUAGGUUGUUUUAGUGAUUUGCAGUGGCGAGCGACUGGCGAGGCACCAAGGCAGUUCUACUGGGCUAGAGUCCACCUCAUGCUCCACACGCCUCGACUGGGAUCAGAACUACAUACGUACCCUUGUUUACUGCGACGGCCAAUUACGUCGUGUAUGCAGUGUGUUGACCAAGGAGGGUCCAAGCGGCUUGCUUUGAAUUCUUCUGGCCGUCUUCGAGAAUCUAGAAUGGGUCACAGUCUCCAUAUUAAUCCAACAGGGGUGCAUGGAAGGCUGCAGUGCAAAGGGGAACCAAGAAUCAUUCUCGAAGGAAGCACAGUCUGA